Molecule: messenger RNA, 4106 nt
Organism: Zootoca vivipara (common lizard)
Lineage: Eukaryota; Metazoa; Chordata; Lepidosauria; Squamata; Lacertidae
Product: transducin-like enhancer protein 1
Biological process (GO): regulation of DNA-templated transcription; negative regulation of canonical Wnt signaling pathway
Cellular component (GO): transcription regulator complex; nucleus
Molecular function (GO): transcription corepressor activity; protein binding
Source: RefSeq, a predicted model, not a curated record
UGUGAAACCGCGUGUUAAUGUAACCAGCGCGGGCGGAUACUUUGUGUCCCGUUUAUUGCGAUCCCGCCGCCGAGCUGGGCUGCGUGUCCCGCGGAGUUUCCUUAUUACGCGCCGAUCUUGUCUCCAUGGAAGAGAAAUCCUUGUGAUUAUUUGCGGCGGGACGGCGGCGAGGAGGAGGAGGAGGAAGGAGAUCGCCUUCUCCGCCUGGAUGUUUCUUCUUCGAGGGAUCCUGGGGAGAACUUUGGCCCGAGAUUGAGCGAGGCAGCGAGAAAGGCGGCCGAGGGGAGAGAAGAGGCCGCGCGGCAAGGCGAGCUGGGAUGCUGCCGCCGCCCCGUCCUUUCCUCUAGUGCGGAGGCUGCUUUGCGCCGUCCGAUGCGCGGCGGGCCUACGGAGGCAGCGCGGCGGCUUCUGCAAGCGGGGGGCCGUCCCUUCAUUUUUGUCCCGUUUGCGGCGCCCGGCUGCGGGGAGAGGGAAGCGAGGCUGAAGCGGGGCUGGUGGGGGCGGGGGGCGGUUUUCCCUUUGCCACUCUCCGGGCGCGGAGGAGAGCGGGUGGAUCCCCCGCUUCCUUAAGUCGGUUUGCUUUGCGCACACGAUCCAGCACCGCAACCCUCCCCCCCCUAUUUUCCUUCCCCGUGUCCCGUGCGUGACCCGGCCUCCAGUCUCCCUCCUGGCGCCGGGAGCCGCGUGGCCUUUUGUAGCGGGACUCCUCUCGGCUGUGGCGACCGAGCCCUUCCGUCGGACUGCGCCCUUGACUUCCUUGGAUUUUCGAGUUGGAAAGAGAUCGGAGGAGCCGCCGCCGCCGGCGGGGAGUUUGGGGUCUUACAAGUGCACCUCGCAAGUUUGAAGCCGUGCGAGAAGGAGGGAAAGAGGAGAUUUGUUUUUUGCUGGGGGGCGGGCGAGGAGGGAACCCCGUCGGAGGAGUAGCACGGGCGACUGCGACGAGAAGCGACCCCUUUGCCCGGCCAGGGCUUCCCUUCCCCGGUUGACAUUUCUCUCCCCCCCCCCCCCAAGCUCACAACAAAGGAAGCGGCUGGGCUAAGGCUGGAGCGCGGCGGCGGCGGGAGGAUGUUGGUGCAGUUGAGCCGCGAGGCCGAGUAGGGGCUCCCGGUCCCGCUCCUCUCCCGCCGGCUGCCUUUUGUGUGCUUUUCCCCUCGGGAUUUAAACUUCGACGGCCGAGUCGGCGAUUGAGCUGCGAAGGAGCAAAGCCGCGGCGGCAGCAGCAGCAGCCCGAGUCAUGUUUCCGCAAAGCCGGCAUCCCACGCCACACCAGGCUGCAGGACAGCCUUUUAAGUUCACCAUCCCAGAAUCUCUAGACCGAAUCAAAGAGGAGUUCCAGUUCCUUCAAGCUCAGUAUCACAGCCUUAAGUUGGAAUGUGAGAAGCUGGCAAGUGAAAAGACAGAAAUGCAAAGGCACUACGUGAUGUACUAUGAAAUGUCAUAUGGGUUAAAUAUUGAAAUGCACAAACAGACAGAAAUUGCCAAGAGAUUGAAUACAAUCUGUGCACAAGUCAUCCCAUUUUUGUCUCAAGAACAUCAACAACAAGUUGCUCAAGCAGUAGAACGUGCCAAACAAGUGACCAUGGCUGAGCUGAAUGCCAUCAUCGGGGUACGUGGCCUACCAGGUCUACCUCCUACACAACAGCAGUUGCAGGCUCAACACCUCUCACACGGCCAUGGACCCCCAGUGCCUCUAACCCCUCACCCAUCAGGACUUCAGCCUCCUGGAAUUCCUCCGCUCGGGAGCAGCGCUGGCCUCCUUGCCCUCUCCAGUGCUCUAGGUGGGCAGUCUCACUUGGCAAUAAAAGAUGACAAGAAGCACCAUGAUGCAGACCACCACAGAGACAGAGAUGCGGGCACAAGUAACUCACUCUUGGUUCCGGAUAGCCUGCGGAGCACAGAUAAACGGAGGAAUGGACCAGACUAUUCCAAUGACAUGAAAAAAAGAAAGGUGGAUGAUAAGGACUCGAGCCACUAUGACAGUGAUGGGGACAAAAGCGACGACAACUUAGUUGUGGAUGUGUCCAAUGAGGACCCUUCAUCUCCACGGGCAAGUCCUGCUCAUUCGCCACGUGAGAACGGCAUAGACAAGAACCGCCUCUUGAAGAAAGAUGCCUCUAGCAGCCCAGCAUCUACUGCCUCAUCCGGAAGUUCUACUUCUAUGAAAUCCAAAGAAAUCGGUUUGCAUGAAAAGGGCAGCACGCCGGUUCUGAAGUCCAGCACACCAACCCCACGAAGUGAUGUGCCAACCCCAGGAACCAGUGCCACUCCCGGCCUUCGUCCAGGGCUUGGCAAACCUCCAUCAAUGGACCCUCUGGUCAACCAAGCAGCUGCUGGCUUGAGGACACCUCUUGCUGUUCCCGGACCGUACCCUGCUCCAUUUGGAAUGGUACCACAUGCUGCCAUGAAUGGAGAGCUGACCAGCCCAGGAGCAGCCUAUGCCAGUCUACACAACAUGUCCCCGCAAAUGAGUGCUGCUGCAGCUGCAGCUGCUGUGGUUGCCUAUGGCCGAUCCCCUAUGGUUGGAUUUGAUCCUCCUCCUCAUAUGAGAGUACCCGGCAUGCCUCCAAAUCUGACUGGAAUCCCUGGAGGAAAACCAGCAUACUCAUUUCACGUUACUGCAGACGGUCAGAUGCAGCCAGUUCCUUUCCCCCCAGAUGCUCUCAUUGGACCAGGGAUACCGCGGCACGCUCGCCAGAUCAACACCUUGAAUCACGGGGAAGUGGUGUGUGCCGUCACCAUCAGCAACCCAACAAGGCACGUGUACACUGGUGGGAAGGGAUGUGUCAAAGUCUGGGAUAUCAGCCAGCCUGGCAACAAGAGUCCUGUUUCUCAGCUGGACUGUCUGAACAGAGAUAACUACAUUCGAUCAUGUAAAUUGCUCCCCGAUGGAUGCACCCUGAUUGUCGGCGGGGAAGCCAGCACGCUAUCCAUUUGGGACCUGGCAGCUCCAACUCCGCGUAUAAAAGCAGAGUUGACGUCCUCGGCUCCUGCCUGCUAUGCUCUGGCAAUCAGCCCUGAUUCCAAGGUCUGCUUCUCCUGCUGUAGCGAUGGGAACAUUGCAGUCUGGGAUCUGCACAAUCAAACUCUGGUCAGGCAAUUCCAGGGCCACACAGAUGGAGCCAGCUGUAUUGACAUUUCUAAUGAUGGUACCAAGCUCUGGACGGGAGGCCUGGACAACACUGUAAGAUCCUGGGACUUGAGAGAAGGGCGGCAGCUACAGCAGCAUGACUUCACAUCCCAGAUUUUUUCCCUUGGCUAUUGCCCCACUGGUGAAUGGCUGGCUGUGGGAAUGGAGAGCAGCAAUGUGGAAGUGCUGCAUGUAAAUAAGCCAGACAAAUAUCAGCUUCAUUUGCAUGAGAGCUGUGUGCUGUCACUCAAGUUUGCUUAUUGUGGCAAAUGGUUUGUAAGUACUGGAAAAGACAACCUCCUAAAUGCCUGGCGAACCCCCUAUGGUGCAAGCAUAUUCCAGUCCAAAGAGUCAUCUUCUGUACUUAGUUGUGAUAUCUCCGUGGAUGAUAAAUACAUAGUUACCGGCUCUGGAGACAAGAAAGCUACUGUCUAUGAAGUUAUCUACUGAGAAAUUGUGUUGGAGACAUGAUGAGUUGAACUGGGCCAAAACAUUCUUAAUGUGUAGACAUAGAAAGAUUUUACCUUUCUUAAUUAAAGAAAAAAGAAAAAAGAGGAAGAACUUGAUUCCCACAAUGUCACACAAAACUAUUCAACGUGUAUUAAACAGAAGGCAGCAUUUCAGUAUCCAGCUCCUGGAUCGAUGUGAAGCAAGAAGGCAAAAUGGAUUAAUGUAGCAUAGUUUUGAUGGAUUUUAAAAGCAGAGUCUGCUGAAGAUUGUUGAAGCCUUUGGAUUGGUUUUUUUUCUCUUUAUGACCUCAUAAAAAUCAUGCUCAUUGCUUGAAUAUGCGGGAUUAUGUUUCAGCACUUGCAAUUCCACCUGCAUUCUUGUCUUGUGUAGAGCAGUGAUAUUGGAUCAACUUGUUUCCUGGUUUUGCCUUUUGGGAUAUGGGUUUUUGUAUUAUUUGUUGAAGAUCAAACAUUUGUAUAAAUUGUAAAUAUAUUUGGUUUAAUACAGUAAAGGCUUUAGUAUCAAUAAA